This is a messenger RNA of Cajanus cajan (pigeon pea), 2179 nucleotides long. The record is from RefSeq and is a predicted model, not a curated record. NCBI's taxonomy places the organism in Eukaryota, Viridiplantae, Streptophyta, Magnoliopsida, Fabales, Fabaceae.
AUGGAUUCAAAGGUGGUGGAAGAAGAAGAGUUGACCAUCAUCGCCAUUGAUGGCGACAAGAACAGCCAACAUGCUGUCAAAUGGGCUGUGGAACAUCUCUUGAAGAAAAACUCCUCUUGCACCCUCAUUCACGUCACAACCAACAACUUGUUUCCCAAUAAUUUUGAGGCUCUCCCUAAACAAAGUCGUCCACCAACUGAAGACGAAUUGCAACAAUUUUUUCUUCCCUUUCGAGGAUUUUGUGCUCGAAAAGGGAUCGUAGCUAAGGAGUUAGUCCUGCAUGGUGUUGAUGUUGCAAAAGUGCUUACUGAGUACAUCAUUCACAACUCUAUCAACAAUAUUGUUGUUGGCGCGUCUCGUUGGAAUGCUUUUAUAAGGAAAUUUAAAGAUGUAGAUGUGCCAACAAGCUUAAUCAAGUACGUGCCAGAGACUUGCGCGAUUCAUGUUAUAUCAAAAAGAAAAGUGCAGAAUAUUCGACCAGCAUGUCAAUCUAAAAAUAUUAGUAUCGCACCAUCAAAAUCUUUGAAAGACAUAAAGGGAAGAUAUGAGCCCGAAGUUUUAAACAGAAAAUCAAAAUCAUUAAAGUAUGGAUUUUGGCAAGGCUCAAGCAAUGAUGGGGUAUUUUUUGGUCAAAACAAGGAUCCUACACAGAAAAGCUUGGAGAUGGAAAUAAAGAAACUAAAACUAGAACAGAAGGGAGAGAUAAAGAAGUGUAGUUCAACCUGCAAGGUAGCUGCAACAACAAAACAGAAGGCAAUAAAGCUGGAAAAUUUUAGGCAAGAAGAAUGGGACAUAGAAAAGGCUAGGCUUGCUGAAGAGACUUUGGAGUCAACUGAAAUGUCAAAACGCAUGGCAGAAAUCAAGAGCCAGAAAGGAAAGCAAACCGAAACAAGAGCCAUACACGAGGAAGAAGAAAGGAACAUAACAUUAAAUGCAAGUGCACCCGACAAACCUCUAUUUAAAAGAUACAAUAUUAAAGAAAUUGAAGUUGCAACUAAUUACUUUGACAAUGACCUCCAAAUUGGUGAAGGGGGAUAUGGACCUGUUUUUAAAGGAGUGCUUGAUGACAUUGAUGUUGCUAUUAAGGCCCUCAGACCAGACAUAACUCAAGGGGAGAAGCAAUUUCAUCAAGAGGUUACUGUUUUGAGCACAAUAAGACAUCCGAAUAUGGUUAAACUUCUAGGUGCUUGUCCAGAAUUCGGAUGCCUUGUAUAUGAAUAUGUGGAAAAUGGAAGCUUAGAAGACCGACUCUUCCAGAAAGAUAACACUCCAACAAUUCCAUGGAAAGUUCGAUUCAAAAUAGCAUCAGAAAUUGCCACUGGCCUUCUUUUCCUUCACCAAACAAAGCCUGAGCCGAUUGUGCACCGUGAUCUGAAGCCAGCAAACAUUUUGUUGGACCGAAACUAUGGAAGCAAGAUCACUGAUGUGGGUUUGGCGAGGCUAGUUCCUCCAAGUGUAGCCAACAAAACCACUGAAUACUACAAGACAACUGCAGCUGGUACAUUUUGCUACAUUGACCCAGAAUAUCAACAAACAGGACUAUUGGGUGUAAAAUCAGACAUAUAUUCAUUAGGUGUAAUGUUGCUACAAAUUAUCACUGGAAAGCCUCCUAUGGGUGUGGCUCACCUGGUUCAGGAUGCCAUAAACAAAGGUGAAUUCAAAGAGGUGCUUGAUCCAAAUGUGACUGAUUGGCCCCUUGAAGAGACUUUAUCAUAUGCUAGGUUGGCUUUGAAGUGUUGUGAGAUGAAAAAACGAGAUAGACCAAACCUUGCUUCUGUCAUUUUGCCAGAGUUGAUUCGACUCCGAAAUCUAGGAGAAGUAGCCAUUGACAUUGAUAUUGUAUCCGCCAAACAGGAAGGAAAUGAAUAACAAUCUUAAUAUGGAUAUGGAAAAUUCAAAGUAGAUCCAUAUAAGAAGGUAUCAACUGGCCAAGUCUGCACACAACAUGUGGAACAUCGUACGUGUUUUCUGGAAACAUGACCUCUCACCAUCAAUUGGGAAACAUGUUGGAAAGGUGAAUGUGAAGGAUGUUUAUCAAGGCUGCUGGUCAUUUGUAUGUGGCUCAAGUUUAUUGUCUCUGCAAAGUUUAAUUGCCAUUUAAAAGAAACGUUUUUCUCAUAAGGCAUGAGUUUCUCUAAUUAAUUAAUGUCUUGUUUCUUAUACUAAUGAUCUAAAGAGG